Taeniopygia guttata (zebra finch) is the source of this 3140-nucleotide messenger RNA. RefSeq names its product MAX dimerization protein 1 (gene MXD1). Gene Ontology annotation, molecular function: DNA-binding transcription factor activity, RNA polymerase II-specific; protein dimerization activity; RNA polymerase II cis-regulatory region sequence-specific DNA binding. Lineage: Eukaryota; Metazoa; Chordata; Aves; Passeriformes; Estrildidae. Gene Ontology annotation, biological process: regulation of transcription by RNA polymerase II. The record is from RefSeq and is a predicted model, not a curated record.
GGUCUGGCGGAGCGGCGCUCGGGGCGGGCAGAGGCCGCCGCUCCCCCCCCGGCGCCGGUCCCGUCCCGGCCCCGCCACGGCCGCCGCCGCCCCCGGCCCUGGCCCCGGCCCCGCCAUGGCCGCCGCCCCCGCCUCGGCAUCCAGAUGCUGCUGGAGGCCGCCGAGUUCCUGGAGCGGCGGGAGCGAGAAGCCGAGCACGGUUACGCCUCGCUGUGGCCCGGCGGGAAGGACGGCGAGGCCCCGCGGCGCCGCGCCAAGGCCCGGAGGAGCGGCGGCGCCGGCGGCAGGUCGACACACAAUGAGAUGGAAAAGAACAGGCGUGCCCAGCUCCGGCGGUGCCUGGAGAGGCUGAAGGGGCUGGUGCCGCUGGGCACGGCGGCCGGGCGCCACACCACGCUCAGCCUCCUCACCAGGGCCCGGCUCCACAUCCAGAAGCUGGAGGACCAGGAGCACCGGGCCCUGCACCAGAUCGAGCAGCUGCAGCGGGAGCAGCGGCACCUGCAGCGGCAGCUGGAGAAGCUGGGGAUGGAGCGGGUCAGGAUAGACAGCAUCGGCUCCAGCCUCUGCUCCGAGCGCUCCGAGUCGGACCAAGAGGAGAUGGACGUGGACGUGGACGUGGAGAGCACGGACGACCUCCCGGCCGAGCUGGACUGGAGCAGCAGCAGCCCCAGCGACUCGGACGAGCGCGGCAGCCUGCAGAGCCUGGGCAGCGACGAGGGCUACGGCAGCUCCGGCGGGACCGGGGCCAAGCUGGGCAGCAGCAGGAGGAUUCCCACCGCCGGGAUGUAGGGAGCGCUGCCCGGCGGCCCUGGGGAUCCCGUUAGCCAGCACAGCGCCCCGCAGCCUUCCCCGCACGGAGCCGGGAAUAUCCCGCAAUAACAGCGGCUGCAGGAGCCUCCCCGGCUCCUUCCCCGGCUGUCACUGCCCGGUAUUCCCGACCUUCUCCGCCUCUGGGUGUUCCCGAUCUCAGGAGCCGCAGGGCUGAGCUCUCUGGGAGCACAUCCGAUGCUUUGUGCAGUUUCCAUCCGUGGCAGAGCCGGGAGCACGGAGCGUUUCGGGCACAGGGAUCAGCCUCAGUCGGGGCUCCCUUCCCCGACUCUAAAUAUUCAGGGACCCCAUCCCAGCCCCCCCGGAGCAUUCCCGGCCCAGCACAGCUCAGAGCCAUCCCCACUCUGGAAUGUGGCGUUCCAGGCUCCUGGAGUUCCCUUCCCACGCUUCAGUCUCGGGGACAGUUUUUUCUACCUCGGAGGGAGCCCAGGGCCUCUCUCCACCCCUUCAGCACAAAGGUGAUGCCUCUGCUCAGCAAUAACCCCACGGCCUCCCCAGGCUGUGCCUCCCCGGGGCUGCUCCCGGCUCCUGGAAGGUUCCAGAAGCCACCGCAGGGAGGGAAGGCCGGGGCAGGGCAGGUUCCCAGCCGCGGUGAGGAUUCGCUUCCCAGUGCACUGCCGGGAGCAUUCCCACCACUUCCCGCUCCUGGAGAUGCUCUGGGAAUGUUGGCACCUGGAGAGCUCUGCUUCCAGCACCUUCCUUUUCCCCUGGAGCUGGUGCCAGGGCUUUUCCAGCCCCUGGAGCCUUCCCAGGGCUUUUCCAGCCCCUGGAGCCUUCCCAGGGCUUUUCCCAGCGCUGGGAUAAAACCCUGACCCUCUGCCCGUCCCUUUCAGGAAAUGCAGGUGCUGAAAGGCAUCGAGAGGCUCCAUGGAGUGCAAGGGGAUGAGCAGCAGGAGACUCCAGUGCUUUUGCUUUUCCUUUGUCCUUUCCCCUUUCCCUUCCUUUUUCCUUUCCCCUUUUUUUCCUUUUCCUUUCCUCCUUACCCCUCUCCCCCUUUCCUUUUCUUGUUUCUCUUUUCUCCCCCUCCUCCUUCUUUUCCUUUCCUUCUUUCUCCCUUUUCUAUUCUCCUUUCCCCCAUUCUCAUUUUCCCCUUUUCCUUUCCUUUUUAACACCCCAAUCCCAUUCCUGGCUCACAUGGGGAAGUGGGAAGCCGCCCACAGGCCCCACAAGUUGCCCAAAUCCCCCAGGUUCUGUCUCUUUUUUCCAUGUGCUGGCUCUUAAGAGGAAAAAAAAAAAAAAAAAAAAAAGAACCCAAACCACAAAGAAUUUUCCUUUGAAGCUGCUGGAAUUUUCCACCCUCUGGCAUUGUCACAGACUGUGGGCACCUGAGCUCAACCCCCUGCACCAUCAAAAAGAGGGGAAAAAGGCAAAAAGAUGGAAAACAGAGAGAAAAAGAGAAAUACCAGCCCCUGGGGCCAUGGCUCAGGUGGCUUUUGCCUCCACCUGGGGAAUCCCUCUGGGCAGGUGAUUCCCAGCGCUGGGAAGGCCCUUCCAGAGGUACAAAACGUUGAUUUUUGGUUGGUUUUGGACAUUUUGAAGGUUUGGCCUCAGGACAAAUGAGGGGUUUUGGCAGGUUUGUGCCUUUCUGAGCUCCCAAAGCCUUUUCUAUCCCAGUUUUGCCCCCUCCUGUCCCAGCCUGACCCUUCCGGGCCCUUUGCACUGUGGGGCUGUGCUCCGGGAACCCCAAAACGCUGCACUAACCCGGAAUGCCCGGGUCCCCAGUGCUGGUGCCAGCCUUUUCCUGGAAUUCACUGAUCCACCAGCAUUCCUGUGAAAUAAGCUGCAGGAAGGACUUUUUUAUAGGUUGUGACAAAAAAAAAAUAAAUCCAGGGAGUGGGGGGAGUGGGGUUGGGGCACGGAUGGGUGGGAAUCACAAACUCCCAUUUUUGGGCUGUUUUUCCUUUCUUUUUCCUUAGGGAAGGCAGAUCCCGAACCGCCAGCUCCGGGAAGCACCAAAAUGUUUGUUUAUCCUUCAUUUUUCCAGCGGAGCCAUCCCGUCUCCACUCAAGCUUUCCUUUAUUAUUCUUUGGGGCACCUCUUCUUUGUGCUUCUCCCCUCAUUUUUUCUGUUCUUUUUGCUCCCAGCCAGGCUCCGUUGGGCAGCUGGGAGCGGACACGGAUCCAAUUCCAGCCGUUCCUGCUGUAAAUAUCCAAAAAUCCCAUUUUGCAGGGCUGAACCCCCGUGUCAAGCCAAUAGAAUGGUGCUUUUCUUCUUUUUUUUUUAGGAAUUCCGUGUUUUAGGAGAUCUUUGCUGUGUCCAUGGAUAUUUCUGUCUUGUUUGAUUGUUAGGAAAUAAAUUAUUUCGUUACGAAA